AUGGCUCUUGUUGGUCGAAAAGCAAAUAAUUUAAAAGCGAUCGCAUUAUAUUGUGCAAAAGCAGCAGGCAUUCAACCAUUGACUAUCGUAGCUGAUUUAACCGAAGACUCCGGUGUGGAAAGAAUUGUCAAGGAAACUAUCGAUCAUUUUGGACGUCUGGACGUCUUGAUAAAUAAUGCCGGUAUUGUUGAUAUGGGUGGAUUGAAGAAUUCAAACAUGGAGACCUAUGACAGAGUGAUGGCGACGAAUAUGAGGGCAGUAUACCAUUUAACAAUGGUCGCCACACCACAUUUAAUCGAGAGUAAAGGUUGUAUAGUGAACGUUUCCAGUAUAGCGAGCCAAAUGCCUAGCACAACGGCCACAGCAUACCAUAUAUCGAAGGCUGCUCUCGAUCACUUUACGAAGUGUGCAGCGUUGGAGUUGGCACCUGACGGCGUCAGAGUUAAUUCUGUUAAUCCGGGUUUUGUAAAAACGAACCUACUUAAAAAUGUCGGCUUGAAUGAAGAUCAGAUGGACUUGUUGGCCAAAAAUAUGAUUGGAAGGACACCAAUGAAGAAAAUAAUAGAAGGGGAAGAUAUCGCUGCACUGAUUGCAUUUUUGGCGGGCGACAAAGCAAAAAGUAUAACCGGUUGCAAUUACGCUAUUGAUGCAGGCAGACUUCUUAAUUCG
This is a messenger RNA of Iphiclides podalirius (scarce swallowtail), 669 nucleotides long. Lineage: Eukaryota; Metazoa; Arthropoda; Insecta; Lepidoptera; Papilionidae. The record is from the annotation of a GenBank genome assembly.